Molecule: messenger RNA, 2426 nt
Organism: Penaeus chinensis
Lineage: Eukaryota; Metazoa; Arthropoda; Malacostraca; Decapoda; Penaeidae
Exons: 6
Coding region: 229-1695 (488 amino acids)
Biological process (GO): regulation of transcription by RNA polymerase II; cell differentiation
Cellular component (GO): nucleus
Molecular function (GO): sequence-specific DNA binding; DNA-binding transcription factor activity, RNA polymerase II-specific
Source: RefSeq, a predicted model, not a curated record
CCGUACAGUGAUGGUGCGAGUUGCGUAUGAUGUGUCAGAUCCUGUUCUCGUCGAGGUUACUCUCCUCUUUCCUCGUGAUUUCUCGGUGAUUUUGGCAUACCCGAGUUAUGCCUAUUGGUCAAGGAGGUGUUUCUAUAUGAGAGUUAAUUCGCAAAUAGUUAUUGGAUACAAGUUAAGCCACAAUAAAGGUGGAAGAGGAGGAAAAAAAGAAAGCUGGAUGUCCCCACAAUGCAGCAGCAACAGGGAGAAGAGUUAGUGGAGGCCAAACCCGGAAAGUUUAGCAUGGAAUUGUGUCAGGUGCCAAGAAAGGUCCACAACGUGCAGUUUUCACUAGCACGUGAUGCCUGUGGGCAGAAGAUGAGUGUCAAGGUGGAGGGCGAACAGGAACUGACGCAGAAGCUGAAGGAGGACCUGGAUCUGACCCAACGCGAAGUGGAUUCCUUGAAGACUGAGGUCCUGCGGCUGAAGGCUGAGCAAAAGGAGAACGAGCAGGUCAUUCAGCAGCUUCAGCAGGCCAAUAAAGCCCUGUACCAACGGCUAGAUGAACUGCAGUCAAGGUGUGAUUGCAUGGAAGAUCAGUCACGGCGGCUGAAGGAUUCAACAGAAAGAUCGGGUGGCAUAUGGUAUGGUCAGGAUUUAGAUUGGAGUACAAGUGAUUUACAUUCUCUAAGAAAAAUCCACAGCAGCCUCCUUCAGUACCCCCUUAAGGACUUCUGCACACUCCUUGGCAACAAAAAUGGGGUGACAUUAUAUGAUGCUGUCCAUGGUUCUGCACACACUUUAAGAAUAGAUAUCUGGAAUAAAGAUCAUCCAGAGGCUGUGCCAUAUGCAAUAGACUUAAGCACAAGACCCCUUCAAAAAUGUGCCAGCAACUUUGAUUUUGCAAGGGGCCAUUCUCCGCCAAUUGAUCUCAGCACCCAGACCAGCCACACACCUGGCAGAGAACCCCUUUGGCUUGAGGAACCACCAUGUCAUCCUGUGGACCUUAGCAGCAAGCCUACCCAGGCUAUACAUGAGGAAGAGGUCAGUUUUCAACGGUCCUCCCCAGAAGCUCACUUCGAUGGUGGACAGGACAGCGAAAGCAAUUCCUCAGAUUGGCCACCCUUGCAGAUUGAUUUAGAUAACACAUCAGAUGAUGGAGAGGGUAUGAGACAAGAGAGAUGUGAACCAGCACAAGAAGCUGAAAUGAAGAAUGAGGAGCAGAUGGAGGAGAACUUGAGUUUCAUUUCAGCUGUGAAUGAUGAAGAAUUACCAGAACCAAGCCUCACCAAGAUUUCCAGUUACAGAAGAAGAAAACGUGGACCAAAAUCAUGGGAGUUUUUGAUGAGGCUUAUGGCUGAUAAGAGGACAAAUCCUUCUGUGAUUCGGUGGGAGGACAGAGAAGCUGCCACCAUUAGGCUCAUUCAACCGCACUACAUUGCCAAGCUCUGGGGGAAACGGUCAAGUAAAUCCAAUCUAACCUAUGAUCACUUUGCACGUGCUCUAAGGUACCACUACAAGAAGGGGCAACUGAUCAAAGUUUCAGAAAGGCAGCUGGUGUAUGGCUGCGGUCCACAGGCCCUCAAGUUCUUAGAGGUGCUCCUCCAGCAGAACCAGCUGAUGGGCGAUGUCAGUGAAGAUGCCAUGUUGUGGACUGAGAUGUCAGAUGCAGCAGUACCCCAAGACCAUACAUACUUCAACAAGAAAGAAAUAUAGAUGUUUUGUUAUAAAGAUAGGUGUAUUUCCCUAAUUGCAGAUGUUUCCAGGAAAAGUGUAAAUGCAAAUCUUGACAGUGAAUCCAGUGAAAUUAUAUCAUAGAUAAAUAAUCCAGCCGUCCUGAUCAUGGGUUGAUGUUAAUGUACUAUUACAGGCAGACAUGUAAUGUUCCUGUUGUUUUAUGAUGAUAUUUGAAGGCUGUGAAACCAGAGUAAUUAUUUUUAAAGAAGUUUAGUUUAUUUAUAUGUGUGCAUAGUUUAAAAAGGAGAGUAAGUAUACAGAAGAAUAUAGAUAGAUAUAUUUGCAUACUGUGAUGGAUGCACAACUUGUUGGGUUUAAAUUCAGUAAGAGAGAUGUAAAACUAUCUUUAGGUUAAGGGUUCAUAUCAAGUACCUGAUUUGAAGUUAGAUACCAUGAGCCAUUGUGUAGUUUUGGUAAUGAGUAGUGCCAUGGUGAAUAAUAUUUAUAGAUAUGUUUUGUCUCAUGUGCCAAUGCUUAGAAAGUUGGCAGUGUUUUGGAUAAAUAGGGCUAUGAAUAUCAGCUGCUGUCUUCAAGAAAAGUAGCACUACUGGACAGCAUUAUGAAGUAUAACAGUUGUUAAAAAAGCAAUUUUUGUUUUGCUUAAAGGAAUUUUUUUAUAUAUAUAAAGUAUAUAUAAGUGUGUAUGUGCAUACCCCCCCCCACACACACUCACUCACUCACUCACUCACUCACUCACUCACUCACUCACU